UAAGUGGAGUCGGACACCGCGCUAGCAAAAAGGAAAACGAAAAACACGAAAACAAGAGGGGGAAGCGGGGACAAAAGAAAGAAAUCGUAAAACCCAUCUCUCUCUUGUGCUGCACUAGGAGUCCAGUGCUAGGGUUUUAACCAGUCUUCACCAUUUUUUCCGUCCUCUCAAAUCAAUCACUAGCAGUGACAGCUUGAUAGAAAGAAGAAGAAGUAAAUUAUGAGUGCCAGGGUGGGGAUGGAGGUUCCCAUUAUCGGCACUGAUUCCAUCAAAUUCAUCGACAUAUCUGUCCCCGACGUCGGCGACGCUGAUUUAUCAACCACUUCUUCUGCUACUGCUGCUUCCAUUGCUAUUACAACUUCUCUCACUGAAGAUUAUUGCUCCUCCUCCAUCACUGGCGAUCCUCCUCUCUCUUUCAUUUGGAGGAUUCAUAAGUCCCAGCCUAAAACUCUCGAGUUACUUCAACUCUCUGCUACUAAAGACUUCCCCGGGACAACCGGGUUGCGAAUUACCUUUCCCCAUGCCCUUUGCCCUUUCGCUUAUGUUUGCCAGAAUCAGAGCCAGAUGCCUGCUUUCUCUACUACAAAUCCAUACUUGCUCUAUGCAUUGACAAUUUCGGGAGUCGCUUAUCUUAUCAAACUCCGAAACAUUACUGCUUAUUCUUCCUUGCCUGUUUUACCAAGGGAUGAGGUUACCCAGUUUAGUUUGAAUGAUCGUGAUUCCAGUAAUUCCGAGCCUGCGGCAAUAACUAGUGUAGCAGCCACCGCUGGAUGUCUUGCAGUAGGUAGAAUUGAUGGAUCUGUUGCUUAUUUUCAACUUGGAUUGCUUCACCAUAGUACCCCUGGUUUUGUGAAUGAGUUGCGGGAUGAUUCAGGGAUCGGUCGUUUGUGGGGUUUCAUGUCAAGGGGUAGGAUGGUUGGAGCUGUGCAGGAUUUGGUAAUAUCGGAGGUACAUGGGCUAAAACUUUUGUUUGUGCUUCAUUCUGAUGGGAUGUUACGAGUAUGGAACUUGUCCUUCCGCAGCAAGAUUUUAAGUCAUGCAUUGGGCAUUCCGAAUUCAGAAGGAGUGACAUUUGCCAGAUUGUGGGUCGGUGAAGCUAAGGAAGAUGCCAGCAUAACUCCAUUAGCUGUCUUGUGUAGGCAUAAUUUGGACAUUAGGAGGGAGAUGAUUCAUGUCUAUCGCCUUCACUGUACUUUGGGGGACAAGACUGCUUUGUCAGUAGAGUCUUCAAUGCAAGAUAUUUCUCUUGAGGAGGGGGAAUGCAUCGAUGUCAAACUCACUUCAGACAAGAUAUGGAUAUUAAAAGACAACGGAUUGCUAUCUCAUAAAUUGUUUCAUAUUGAUACGGAAGAUGCCUGCUGCUAUACUUUGCAGGAAGAAUUUGUUGCUGAGCAGCUAUUUCAAAGUUCCGAACUUUCUUCAGAUGAUCUUCUUUGGAUUACGUAUUCAUUAUUUUCAUCUAUGAAGGAAAACAUUGUACCGUUUGUAUCUUCUAUCUUUAUACGUAGAUUGCUUCUCCCUGGUGUUCAUCACAAUGACGUGCUUCGUUCAACUUUGCUGGAUUACCACAGGCACUGGACUGAUAUGGAAUUCCAGUCCUUAACUGUUGAUGGGCUCAAAAAGGAAGUUCGAUCAGUGAUUGAAAAUCAGGGUGUCAGUGAAAGUCCAAUGUCAGUAUUUUGCCACUGGAAAAAUUUCUGCGCCCGCUAUUUCCAUUACUGGUGCAAGAACAAUUCACCAUGUGGUUUGUUAGUUCAGUCCUCUGCAGGUGCUGUUUGUUUAGUCAGAAAGAAUUCAGUGUCUCUAUUUCGUGAUUUGGAAAACAUCGAGAUGAUUAUCGAUGGUUCUUCUGAUGAACUUGUCGAUCUUGCAAGCUUCGGAUUGGAUUUAUCCAAUGACGAGUCUGAACGUGGGAUUCUAUUAGAAGUUCUGAGAUGCAUUAUCAGUAUGAGCCAACACCUUGGGAAACCAGCAUCUGCUGUAUUUUAUGAAUCACUCAUUAGCACACCCAUUGUUUCAUCAGAGGAAAUUGUUCCACGCUUGCUGAAGAUUCUGGAAACUGGAUACAGUUCAUCAGUAUCAUCAGAUCACAUAUCAGAUCUUGGAGGUGAUUUUGCUUGGGAAAAGGAGCUGGCAGAUCGCAAAAGUUUGAGGAAGUUCUCUAUUGACAUGCUAUUAUCUCUGCAUACAUUAUCCAAAAAAGCUACAUCGUGGAGCAAAGUUUUGAAUGUCAUUGAAAGCUAUCUACAAUUUCUUGUACCCCGGAGGAUCAUACAAAAACUAAAUGCUGAAAUGUCAUUUGAUAUCAAUACUUCUAUUUUGGUCCAGGCUACUUCUCAAAUUGCUAAGUUUAUCUUUGAGUCUGCAUUGGACGUCUUUCUGUUUGUAAGCUAUCUUCUGAAAAUCAGUGGACAGAUUAAUAUGUUGCAUGAUGAUACAUCCAGAAUACAACUUGAAUUCAUUCCUAUGAUUCAAGAAAUUGUUUCUGAGUGGUUGAUUAUCCAUUUCCUCAGCACCACACCUUCUGAAUCUCCUUCAAUUGAAGAUUUUAGUUCCCAACUCUCAUCAUUGCAAAUUGAUAACAAAACUGACAGAAGAUCGUGGAAUGAAAAACUUGGGAAAUGUGAUUUUACAUUGGCUUUUAUACUUUCACUAACAUUUCACACUUCCUCUGGAGACCCAAGCCAACCUUCUUCGCAUUGUCUCCCAAAUCCACAAGAGAUAGUUAAUUUAGCAAGAGGCUUUACAAGCUGGAUUAUCUGGGGCAAAACUGGGGAAGAAUCUACUUCUUUCCUAAGGCGUUCAUCUGAGAUUGCUUUAAUCCUCCUUAGGCAUGGUCAAUAUGGUGCCGUUGAGUAUCUGCUCACAUUUGUGGAGGCUAAUUCACGGAGGGAGAAGGUAUCUAGAAGCAUUCAAGAUAAUGAUGGUGAUUGGUGCAUUCUUCAUCAUCUUCUAGGAUGCUGCCUCCUUGCUCAAGCCAGGUAUGGGUUCCAGGGAGUGUUGAAAGAGAAGAAAGUUUGUGAAGCCAUUCGCUGUUUUUUCAGAGCUUCAUCUGGACAAGGAGCUUCCAAAGCUUUGAAAGAUUUGUCUCAAGAUGCAGGAUUGCCCAAUUUUGGUUUUGAUGAUUGUGCCUCACCUGCUGCUUGGAAGCUUCAUUACUACCAGUGGGCAAUGCAGAUAUUCGAACAAUAUAACAUUAGUGAAGGUGCCUGUCAGUUUGCACUUGCUGCUCUGGAACAAGUUGAUGAAGCUCUUAGUCAGAAAGAUGAUUCAUCUGGGACAAAUGUUAUCAAUGAAUCAGACACUACUAUCAAAGGACGGCUUUGGGCGAAUGUCUUCAAGUUUACUUUAGACCUUGAUCACUUAUACGAUGCAUAUUGUGCAAUACUUUCAAAUCCAGAUGAGGAGAACAAGUACAUCUGCUUGAGGCGUUUCAUAAUUGUUCUCUAUGAGCGUGGGGCAAUGAAGGUACUUUGUAAUGGUCAGUUACCCUUCGUUGGUUUAGCAGAGAAGAUUGAGCAAGAGCUUGCUUGGAAGGCAGAACGUUCUGAAAUCUUGGCAAAGCCGAACCCAUAUAAGUUGCUUUACGCAUUUGAAAUGCACCGACAUAACUGGAGACGGGCAGCAAGUUACAUAUAUCAGUAUUCAGCUCGUUUGAGGACUGAAGUAGAUCUGAAAGAUCACCAGCGCAUGUCACUUGUGCUGCAAGAAAGGCUAAAUGGCCUCUCUGCUGCGAUCAAUGCACUGCAUCUCAUCCAAUCUGAAUAUGCUUGGAUAAAUCCUCUGUUUGGGGGAAACUCUGUUCAUAACGAGAGUUAUCCAAGUAAAAAGGCUAAAAAAUUGGUGAAAGAACACUUGACUGGGAGUGAUGUUCAGGCCCAAAGGCUGCAGUUUUACAUUGAUGUUGAGAAACUUGAAAAGGAGUUCGUUCUAACAUCCGCAGAAUAUUUGCUUUCAUUAGCAAAUGUCAAAUGGACAUUCACUGGAACAGAAAAGGCUCCAUCAGAUUUGGUUGAUCUCUUGGUCGAGGCAAACUUAUAUGAAAUGGCAUUUACAGUUCUUUUAAAAUUCUGGAAUGGUUCAGGAUUGAAUAGGGAAUUGGAAAGAGUUUUCUCAGCUAUGUCAUUGAAAUGCUGUCCCAAUAAACUGGGCUCCUCAUCUACCAGGAUGCAUGGUCUUUUGUUGACAUCCUCAAAAGAAAUAGUUGUUCACGGUUCACCUGACAUGGGUCCUACUUCUCAGAAUCAUCAGGGGAAUGCUCAGUGGGAGACUCUUGAGCUUUAUCUUGAAAAAUAUAGAACUUUUCAUACUGGAUUACCAGCAACUGUUGCUGAAACACUUCUCCGCACAGAUCCUCAGAUUGAAUUGCCUCUGUGGCUGGUACAUAUGUUCAAGGAGAGUCGAAGGGACAGGACCUGGGGGAUGGCUGGCCAAGUAUCAAAUCCUGCAUCUUUGUUCAGGCUAUAUGUUGAUUAUGGUCGAUUUACAGAAGCUACAAAUCUGUUGCUUGAGUAUACCGAAUCAUUUGCAUCAGUGAGACCGUCGGACUUGAUUAAUCGGAAAAAGCCAUUUGCGGCAUGGUUUCCAUACACAACAAUAGAGCGCCUAUGGUGCCAGCUUGAGGAAUUGAGUAAUUUGGGUCACAUGGUUGAUCACUAUGGGAAGCUCAAAAGUCUAUUGCAUGGAGCUUUGCAGAACCACCUCAAGCAGGUGAAGGUGGACUCCGAAGAUGCAUUAUCCGCUGCUGCCUGCUAAGAAAGUUCUUCGCAACGGUUGAAUUUAAUGGUCUAUAGAGCAUAAGACACAUCAGGAUCUUUGAACAGAUUAUGAGCUGCAUUUAACACUAGACAAGGAUCAAUUUGCUUUUGAGCAUACAAUAGUUCCGACUUCUGUCAAGAAGUGGUGCUACGGCUCUGAAAGUCCAAUUUUGUAUGUAUGCACGUAGUUGGGUUCUGAUAGAAUUGUUAAUUGAGAGGGAAAGAAAACAAGGACUUCCCAUUUGCCUCUUUAGUAAAAUCAUGGCAUGUAGAUGCUAGGGUUAAAACCUAAAUUUUGAGAAGGAUAUAUGUAUUUAUCGGUGCUUUCAUUUUUCUUACCCACUGGCUGGAUUGAGCACGGGGAAGAGAUGAAUGCUUGUACCUUCAUGUAUAUACCAUUUGGCUGGCCAGUCUUUACGCCGUUAGAGGGGAUUCAGUUUGUCAGAGGCUUCACUCUGGGGUUCCGGGAAAUUAUUAUAUUUUCCAACAUGAUGAAUGCUGCAA
Populus trichocarpa (black cottonwood) is the source of this 5261-nucleotide messenger RNA. Its product is annotated as nuclear pore complex protein NUP160. Gene Ontology annotation, molecular function: structural constituent of nuclear pore. Gene Ontology annotation, cellular component: nuclear pore. The record is from RefSeq and is a predicted model, not a curated record. Lineage: Eukaryota; Viridiplantae; Streptophyta; Magnoliopsida; Malpighiales; Salicaceae. Bases 220 to 4755 code for a protein of 1511 amino acids. The transcript is spliced from 27 exons.